Saccharomyces eubayanus is the source of this 1830-nucleotide messenger RNA. It is a transcript of the gene BAP2, whose product is annotated as branched-chain amino acid permease BAP2. Gene Ontology annotation, biological process: amino acid transmembrane transport. The transcript has a single exon. Gene Ontology annotation, molecular function: amino acid transmembrane transporter activity. The record is from RefSeq and is a predicted model, not a curated record. Lineage: Eukaryota; Fungi; Ascomycota; Saccharomycetes; Saccharomycetales; Saccharomycetaceae. Gene Ontology annotation, cellular component: membrane. Bases 1 to 1830 code for a protein of 609 amino acids.
AUGCCAUUAUCAGAAGACUUUGGAUCUUCUGGUAAGAAAGAAACCUCGCCGGAUUCCAUUUCGGUACGUUCCUUUAGUGCUGGGAACAACCUUCAGUCAUUGACAAGUGAAAAAAGUUAUUCCAGAGACUCAACCGGGAACGACAAACUUAUACAUAGAUUUGUGGACUCAUUUAAAAGGGCAGAAAGUAGCACUACAAAGACCAAGCAAAUAAACGAGAACACUUCAGAUUUAGAAGAGGAUGUUCAUUCCUUUACGUCGGACUCCAACUUGAAAAAGUCCAUGAAAUCCCGUCACGUCGUCAUGAUGUCGCUGGGGACAGGUAUCGGUACGGGUCUUUUGGUUGCUAAUGCUAAGGGUCUUCAUUACGGUGGGCCAGCCGCAUUGGUUAUCGGCUAUGUUUUAGUUUCCUUUGUCACAUAUUUCAUGAUUCAAGCUGCUGGUGAGAUGGCUGUCACUUAUCCGACUCUACCAGCAAAUUUCAAUGCAUACUCCUCCAUAUUCGUCUCCAAGCCGUUUGGGUUCGCCACAGUAUGGCUUUACUGUUUCCAAUGGCUAACCGUUUUACCCCUAGAGUUAAUCACCGCAUCCAUGACAGUUCAAUUUUGGAACGAUAAAAUCAAUGCUGAUAUUUUCAUUCUAAUCUUCUUUGUUUUCUUACUUUUCGUCCAUUUCUUUGGUGUGAAAGCAUACGGUGAGACAGAGUUUAUUUUCAACUGUUGUAAAAUUUUAAUGAUAGCGGGCUUCAUCAUUCUUUCCGUUGUCAUUAACUGUGGUGGUGCCGGAAAUGAUGGUUACAUUGGUGGCAAAUAUUGGCGUAAUCCAGGUGCAUUUGCUGGUGACUCUUCGGCUUCCAGGUUCAAAAACAUUUGCUAUAUUUUAGUUACCGCCUAUUUUUCGUUUGGUGGUAUGGAAUUAUUUGCAUUAAGUGUUCAAGAACAGGAGAAUCCAAGAAAGUCGACCCCUGUGGCAGCUAAGAGAAGCAUAUACCGUAUCCUCAUUAUCUACCUUUUAACUAUGAUUUUGAUUGGGUUCAAUGUUCCGUAUAAUGACGAUCAAUUGAUGGGAUCUGGCGGGUCCGCUACACACGCAUCUCCCUAUGUGUUGGCAGCCUCCAUCCAUGGUGUCAAAGUUGUUCCACAUAUUAUCAAUGCUGUUAUUUUAAUUUCUGUCAUUUCAGUGUCCAACUCCUCCCUAUAUGCGGGCCCAAGAUUAAUGUGCUCUUUGGCCCAGCAAGGCUACGCACCCAAAUUCUUAGAUUACAUCGACAGAGAGGGUAGACCAUUAAGAGCUUUAAUUGUGUGUAGUAUUUUUGGCACCGUUGCGUUUGUCGCAGCCUCGUCCAAGGAAGAGGUCGUGUUUACAUGGCUAGCAGCCAUCGCAGGUUUGAGUGAACUAUUCACCUGGACUUCCAUCAUGUUAUCUCACUUUCGUUUUAGACAAGCAAUGAAAGUACAAGGAAGAUCUUUAGAUGAGUUAGGAUAUAAAGCUACAUCCGGUAUUUGGGGUUCCGCAUACGGGGUCUUCUUCAAUAUCUUGGUGUUCAUUGCUCAAUUCUGGGUGGCCUUGGCCCCCUUGGGUAAUGGUGGUAAAUGUAGUGUGGAGUCCUUUUUCGAGAGCUAUCUGGCUGCUCCAAUUUGGCUAGCUUUCUACCUCGGGUAUAUGAUCUACAACCGCGAUUUCACCUUUUUGAACCCCCUCGACAAGAUCGAUCUAGACUUCCACAGACGUGUUUACGAUCCAGAGCUGAUGAGACAAGAAGAUUUGGAAAAUAAAGAAAGAAAAAAACACAUGCCGCUAAUGAAAAAGGCUUACCUUUUCUGGUGUUGA